Messenger RNA from Cydia amplana, 1340 nucleotides. RefSeq names its product ras-related and estrogen-regulated growth inhibitor-like protein. The transcript is spliced from 7 exons. The coding region runs from base 426 to 1133 and encodes 235 amino acids. The record is from RefSeq and is a predicted model, not a curated record. Lineage: Eukaryota; Metazoa; Arthropoda; Insecta; Lepidoptera; Tortricidae. Gene Ontology annotation, molecular function: GTPase activity; GTP binding.
AUGCAGGCGCCCCGGGGAUCAACGCUCUCAUUGUGGCGGUAUUAAGGCAGUGACAGCGAAAAUUAGGCUCCGGAUUCCUUUGAUAUUUUUGUAUGCACAAAAAGCGCGGAGGGCGGGCGGCGCGGCUCGCUACAACGCCGUAUAUAUAGACGGGACGGCUGCGCGGCGCCCAGUCGUUUGCCGUCGCUCGCCAGUGCCCCAUAUCGGAGCUUGCGCUUUGACAGAUUUCUAGCAUUUCUAUUACAUUUUCACAAUUAUCUCUUGAAAAGACUGAACUGAUGAACAUUGUGUAGGUCGGGAUAAAUUGGUGUGUUUUGUGGAUCGGUUGAGACUGUUUGCUGUGAUUCGCCGGUGCUUUACCCGACCUGUAGCUGCCCAGGGUGUCUGCCAUUGUUCACGCCGCCAGCUACUCGAAAAUAUUAAGAAUGAAGGACGAACGUGCGAGUCCGCCGCGGGUGCGCGUCGCAGUUCUCGGCAGCUCACGAGUGGGAAAGUCAGCUCUUAUUGUAAGAUACCUAACAAGGCGAUACAUCGGAGAAUAUCACUCAAAUACAGAUUUAUUAUACAGGCAGACAGUUCAAAUAAACAGCAGCCCGGUGGAAUUAGAAGUAAUAGAUGUCUCAGGCUCAAACUCGGACAAAUUUCCAGCAGAACAGAUCCAAUGGGCAGACGCAUGCCUGGUCGUGUACUCGGUGACGGACAGGAGCAGCUUCGAGUACGCCACGGAAGUCCUGAAAGCCCUGAGGAGAGCCCCCGCCACCGCGAGCCCGGCGCACGGGCCCUCGGGCGCUACCACGCCAAUGCCCCUAGCCCUUUUAGGAAAUAAGACGGACUUGGACCAUUUGAGACAGGUAACUACUCAAGAUGGUCAGACCAUAAGUGCUGCCCAUAACGCAUCGUUUAGCGAGGCGAGCGUGGCCGACAACUCCGGCGACCUGUACCGCUGCGUGGACCGGCUGCUCGCAGAGGUGCGCACGCCUAUACGUACACGCAAAUUCUCCGUCACCAAGAUGCUGGGAUCUCUCAUAGGUGGCGCUACGAACAACAGCCAAGCGAGCCGCAGCGGGUCGAUGGUGGCGUGCCCGCGCGUGCCCACACCGUCGCGGCCGCCGCUGGCCGCCGCGGCGCCCUGACCGCCCGCCGCGCCCGCGCACCGCGCGCGUUGAUGCCUCGCCGGCGCGGGCGCCGUAUGGCUGGCCUGCCUGCCCGUGCCCACCCGCUUCGCCGCCGCGCCGCUCUCCGCCACCAUGUGAUUUGCUACUCGUUACCGAACUUCAGUCGGCCUAAAUUUAUAUACAUUUUAAUGAACUGGAUAUAAUAUACCUAUUUGUAAUAGAUCG